AACCGGAAGUAGGGUUAGGUCGAGUUCCGGGUGUGACUCCUCCGGUAAAACUCAGAGAGCAAAGCGCAGCAACUGGAAGGUGUUGCUGCAGAGUGAAGAUGUUUCGGAUCGAGGGCCUUGCACCGAAGCUGGACCCUGAAGAAAUGAAACGGAAGAUGCGCGAGGAUGUGAUUUCCUCCGUACGGAACUUCCUCAUCUACGUAGCCCUGCUGCGAGUCACUCCAUUUAUCUUGAAGAAAUUGGACAGUAUAUGAAGAUGGGACAUCCUGUAUAAACAUAUGAUAGAAGAACCUGGCUACAGUUUCU
Molecule: messenger RNA, 306 nt
Organism: Octodon degus (degu)
Lineage: Eukaryota; Metazoa; Chordata; Mammalia; Rodentia; Octodontidae
Gene: Tomm5
Product: translocase of outer mitochondrial membrane 5
Exons: 2
Coding region: 99-254 (51 amino acids)
Cellular component (GO): mitochondrial outer membrane translocase complex
Source: RefSeq, a predicted model, not a curated record